Messenger RNA from Choloepus didactylus (southern two-toed sloth), 3902 nucleotides. RefSeq lists its product as uncharacterized. Gene Ontology annotation, cellular component: nucleosome. Gene Ontology annotation, biological process: nucleosome assembly. The record is from RefSeq and is a predicted model, not a curated record. Lineage: Eukaryota; Metazoa; Chordata; Mammalia; Pilosa; Megalonychidae. Gene Ontology annotation, molecular function: DNA binding; structural constituent of chromatin; protein heterodimerization activity.
UUUGGAAUUUUUCUUACUAUAAUGUCUGGUCGUGGUAAAGGAGGUAAAGGCUUGGGGAAAGGUGGUGCUAAGCGCCACCGCAAAGUGCUGCGCGACAACAUCCAAGGCAUCACCAAACCCGCCAUCCGACGUCUGGCUAGGCGCGGUGGCGUGAAACGUAUCUCUGGCCUCAUCUACGAGGAAACCCGGGGGGUACUGAAAGUAUUCCUGGAGAAUGUGAUCCGUGACGCUGUUACCUACACCGAGCACGCCAAGCGUAAGACGGUCACCGCCAUGGAUGUGAUCUACGCGCUCAAGCGCCAGGGACGCACCCUCUAUGGUUUUGGCGCUGGUGUACUUGGUGACGGCCUUCGUGCCUUCGGACACGGCGUGUUUGGCCAACUCCCCUGGAAGCAGCAAGCGAACAGCAGUCUGGAUCUCUCUGGAGGUGAUGGUAGAGCGCUUGUUGUAAUGCGCCAGACGGGAUGCCUCGCCAGCGAUACGCUCAAAGAUGUCGUUGACAAAGGAGUUCAUGAUACCCAUAGCCUUAGAGGAGAUGCCGGUGUCGGGGUGGACCUGCUUCAGCACUUUGUACACUCACCGCUUUCUUGGAGCCCUUCUUCGGGGCUGGAGCGGAUUUGGCAGGUUCAGGCAUGGCGGAAAAUCACCACUGACUUUACCGGUGAGUCUUCCACAAUGUCUGGACGCGGCAAGCAGGGCGGCAAGGCACGCGCAAAGGCCAAGACUCGCUCUUCUCGAGCUGGUCUCCAGUUUCCCGUGGGCCGCGUACACCGCCUGCUCCGCAAGGGCAACUACGCCGAGCGGGUCGGGGCCGGCGCCCCUGUGUACCUGGCGGCGGUGCUGGAGUAUUUGACCGCCGAGAUCCUGGAGCUGGCGGGCAACGCGGCUCGCGACAACAAGAAGACUCGCAUCAUCCCGCGCCACCUCCAGCUGGCCAUCCGCAACGACGAAGAGCUCAACAAGCUAUUGGGCAAGGUUACCAUCGCUCAGGGCGGUGUCCUGCCUAACAUCCAGGCGGUGCUGCUGCCCAAGAAGACCGAGAGCCAUCAUAAGCUGAGUGUUUAUGUCAUGGCCCGUACUAAGCAGACGGCUUGGAAGUCCACCGGCGGCAAGGCGCCGCGCAAGCAGCUGGCCACCAAGCACCUCUAUCGGCCCGGCACCGUGACGCUGCGCGAGAUCCGCCGCUACCAGAAGUCCACCGAGCUGCUGAUCCACAAGCUGCCUUUCCAGCGGCUGGUGCGCGAGAUCGCGCAGGAUUUCAAGACCGACCUGCGCUUCCAGAGCUCCGCGGUGAUGGCGCUGCAGGAGGCGUGCGAGGCCUACCUGGUGGGGCUCUUCGAGGACACCAACUUGUGUAUCUACUGCAAGAUGUCAGGUCGGGGUAAAGGAGGCAAAGGCCUAGGAAAAGGCGGUGCUAAACGUCACCGUAAGGUGCUGCGCGACAAUAUCCAGGGCAUAACUAAGCCUGCUAUUCGGCGUCUGGCUCGGCGAGGAGGUGUGAAGCGUAUCUCUGGCCUCAUUUACGAGGAGACUCGCGGCGUUCUGAAAGUGUUUCUAGAAAAUGUGAUCCGCGACGCUGUCACCUACACCGAACACGCCAAGCGCAAGACAGUCACCGCCAUGGAUGUGGUCUACGCGUUGAAACGCCAGGGCCGCACCCUCUACGGAUUUGGUGGCUGAAGGCGUGUUUGAUUUCGCUCCAACAAAAGGCCCUUUUCAGGGCCCUCCACUUUCUCACCUAAGGAGCCGUGAUGUGAUGCUGCCAUAGGAAGGCGUUUUCUUUGGCUGCCUGCCGCUCAGUGUAAGUUAGCGCAGGCAACUGCGCAUGCCUUCUCAAUUGCUAAGGAAAUUGUCCAUGAUAUCUCACUCUGGAUUAAUGCUUAAGUAGUUGUUUUUUACUCUCACCUUUGUGUAGCUAGCUUCUGGUAUUGGGGUAAGACUUUGCUUUUAGUUCUAUUCCUCCAGCAAUAGUAAACCUAGCAUUAAAGAGAAGCAACCCCAAAAGUCAAAACAGUUGAAAAAACGAAAAUUUAAUGAGAAAAAUAUCCAAAUAUGCUAAAGAGCAGGAAAAUUUUAGGCACUAUGUGAUCAGGAGAGGCUUAGAAUACUAGGUUCUAUAGGGGAAAAACUAAAGCAACUGAAAGAUAAAAAUUAGUUCUUAAUCCUUGGACAUAAAUACCGUAGAAAAGCAAACAGAUACAUACAUUUGGACAUAGGAGAUAGAUAAUCCCCUCUGAGUUUAUUAGAAAAUGUAAGGGCUGUGAAUGAGAUCCUGCAUACUGCAUGUUUUGAAACAUCAAAACCCCAUUAAUUUAUCCCUACGGUACCUGUCUCUAUGGAGUAAAUACAUUGGAUGUCCAUUCUUCUUAAUGUCUGCCCCCUAUCAGCCCGUGAGCUUCUGAAUUAAAAAAAAUAUAGCAAUCUGAAUCUGAAAUAGAAAAAUUUGCUCUGACAGUAUAUUGGGUAUUAUAACAAUCUGAAUAGGUAGAAUCCAACUAUUUUCAACUGUACUUCAGUGGGCCACAGUCAUCUCCUGCCAGACUAAAAGAGUGGCCCAACCCCUUCUCAGGUAAAAUGGAGGUGGUACAUCACAGAGAAGGCCAAAUCAGGACCAAAUGGUGCACCAUACAUGUAUAAAGAUAUAGCUUCCCUUAAAAGGGGCUUUUGGGAACCAAAUAAUACUCUGAGCAGUGGGGCCUCUUCCAGGGGAAGCAUUAGAGGCUUAAGACCCUCCAAGGUUACAGCUCUAAGACACAGCACCACAGCGCUUGCACUAGGCUGAUGUCCCAAGGAAUUACCUGGGCAGCUGCCUGUCUUCAUCCUGCCAGUGACAAGACAAAUGAUCAGGGUUGAAGAUAUCUGCAACAUAUGCUGAGUCCAGACUAUUUAAUAACUGAAUAUGCUCAAAACAUAAUUGGUAAUAUAUAUUUACACUGAUCCCUGGAUAAUAACAAGUGGUAUAACUUUUGGUCUGCAAAUUGGCAAUCAACUGAGUGGGUUAUAGCCAUCCAGUAUCAGGUAGAGGAAUUGGCAAUGGCAACAAGUAUAAAAAGAGAAAUAACAACCAUAGGUAGUGUAGCAGCCCAUGAGGACCAUGUCAGUCCAGAGGCCAAAGAAGACAACGAGCAUUUCUGAUACAUGAACUUUUAUUCAGGGCUUACUUCCAGGGUCAGAAGUCUUGGAGAGAUCAUGAUGGCUCUCUCAGACCGGGCAGGCAUGGCAUUCACAGGGAAGUCAACCAUGAGAUGCAAAGAGGACAGCAAACCGUUUAUAAGGGUUUAAGACAAAGGCAUUCCUAAGGGUGGGGGGAGCACAGACAAGGGGAACAGGUCACAAGUGGUGGUGUAGGAGGGACUAGACUAACACUUGAACAAUUACAUUUUGCCUUUUUGUGUGAGACUAAGAGCUUCUCACUUCCUGCCUGCUUGCAUAAAGUUACAUUUUAAGGUCAAUUUACCCUUUUUCUCUUUACUGACUUAGAAAGACAAUAGGUUAAACAUUUAGCUGCCUAGGUCAUGCAGACUGCUGUGCACCAAGAUCUGAAGGCCUGUUUUGCUCAGGCCAUGGGCUGCCACAGGUAGCUUUAAGUGCUGCCAAAAAUGUGGGCCAUGCAAAUUAAAUUUUUAUCAUCUGAAGAAAUAAAAUUUCAAAAGAAAUAUACCUGGGAAAAGAUGAGAGAUUUUUUUAGGUCCCCUACUGGGGAAUAAAAUGGCUCACAAGCCAAUAAAUACAAAGUCAAAAUUAAAAUAUGCCAAACUCAUAGGACAUGGAGGUAUCAGGACAAACUCCUAAAGGCUGACAGUGGUCAAUCUGUUGUUAAGGCAGCCCCUCAAACAUGGAAGUAACCAAGAAACACUCUUUGCAGCUAAACUGAUACAGGAUUGGGCAAAGGUAAAUGAAAA